AUGAAGCCUGAGAAAGCGUAUCUGACCAUAACUGCAGUAGCAUAUGUGUACAUAACAGUUGCAGCGGUAAGCUUGUGGAAACUGAGGUCAGAUCCGUCUAGUUUGUAUUACUGGAGUGCUAUUUUACUUACACCGGUGUCAUUUUGGCUCUGGAGUGUUAUUUCGUGGAUUGGAGCUGAGAUUUUUGCCCACGCAAAACGGGAAUGA
This is a messenger RNA of Lachancea lanzarotensis, 207 nucleotides long. It is a transcript of the gene ERI1, whose product is annotated as LALA0S04e02718g1_1. The record is from RefSeq and is a predicted model, not a curated record. Bases 1 to 207 code for a protein of 68 amino acids. The transcript has a single exon. NCBI's taxonomy places the organism in Eukaryota, Fungi, Ascomycota, Saccharomycetes, Saccharomycetales, Saccharomycetaceae.